This is a messenger RNA of Micropterus salmoides (largemouth bass), 756 nucleotides long. Its product is annotated as keratin-associated protein 5-5-like. The transcript has 3 exons. The coding region runs from base 1 to 756 and encodes 251 amino acids. Lineage: Eukaryota; Metazoa; Chordata; Actinopteri; Centrarchiformes; Centrarchidae. The record is from RefSeq and is a predicted model, not a curated record.
AUGGCGUCUCUCCAGGCGCUGGAGGAACCACCUGGGGACGCAGACACUGCCUCGCUCCAAGACUCCAGCUGGACCUCAUCUUCAUCAUCUUCAUCCUCAUCUCCCUCCUCCUCGUGCUCCUCCUCGUGCUCCCCCUCGUGCUCCUCCUCGUCCUCGUGCUCCUCCUCGUGCUCCCUCUCGUGCUCCUCCUCGUGCUCCUCCUCGUGCUCCCUCUCGUGCUCCUCCUCGUGCUCCUCCUCGUGCUCCCCCUCGUGCUCCUCCUCGUGCUCCCCCUCGUGCUCCCCCUCGUGCUCCUCCUCGUCCUCGUGCUCCCUCUCGUGCUCCCCCUCGUCCUCGUGCUCCCUCUCGUGCUUCUCCUCGUGCUCCUCCUCGUGCUCCUCCUCGUGCUCCCUCUCGUGCUCCUCCUCGUGCUCCUCCUCGUGCUCCUCCUCGUCCUCGUGCUCCUCCUCGUGCUCCCUCUCGUGCUCCUCCUCGUGCUCCUCCUCGUGCUCCCUCUCGUGCUCCUCCUCGUGCUCCCUCUCGUGCUCCUCCUCGUGCUCCCCCUCGUGCUCCCUCUCGUGCUCCUCCUCGUGCUCCCCCUCGUGCUCCUCCUCGUCCUCGUGCUCCUCCUCGUGCUCCCCCUCGUGCUCCUCCUCGUGCUCCUCCUCGUCCUCGUGCUCCUCCUCGUGCUCCCCCUCGUCCUCGUGCUCCUCCUCGUGCUCCCCCUCGUGCUCCAUCAGUAACAGCUCGUUGUUUCGGGCUCUCCUGCACGGCUGA